AUGGCCCGGGCUGUCUUCACCGCAGUCUUCCUCUCCAUCCUCUACCUCGCAAAGGUCGCCAUCAACGACCUCUUCGUCGCCGAUGGCCUCAGCGACGUCAUCCAGGCGCAGCUCCGCGCCGAGCCGGUCCCCUUCACCUCGCUGAAGCCCCUGGACGGCCUGUUGACUAUGCUCGUUCGCUUCUUCCAGCCCAUCCUCGCCGGGAACGACCCGGCCCUGACCCUGUUCUGCAUCUUCAUGGUCGGCCAGCUGCUGGCCGUGCACGUCGUCGUCCAGGUCGAGGGCAUGAGGGCCGGCAACCGGGGGAAGCUGAUCUCCUACACGACACUCUGGGGCCUUGGCUGGCAACUCUUCACCGUCGGCGCCACGCUGCCCGUCUACUUCCUCGUCUAUAUCUACACCUCCCCCAUCCCGACCGUUCUGGGCCCCGACGCCUUCGCCGCCGCCAUCUCCGUCGACCCGGCCCAAGCCCGGGCCUUACCCGGCUCCCUGGCCAUCGGUGCCGUUCUCCCGACGCUGCUGGCGGCGCUCCCGUCCCCCAGCGUCAUCGCGCCGCACACGCAGGAGAUCGCCCUCGCCGCCUGGCAGGCCUUCCCGCUGUGGUCCGGCAUCGCACAAGCCAUCCUUUCUCGGCUCGUCGGUGCGGGCUCGUCCGGCGCCGUGCCAAGAACCGGAAAGCACGUCACGGCUGACGGGCUGGGUGACCUGCAGAGGAUCUACGCCCUCACGCUCUCCGCCGCGGGCCUGAUAUCCUACGGCGUUAUCGGGUAUGUCUUUUGGGCGUCCGGAUGGGCUACGGAUCCCGCCCGCGAGACGCUGCGAGCGAUGUUCGUGCCCCCGUCUCCGUUUUCCCAGGCCAAGAUGGCGUCGGUUGAGAGGGGCACGCUGGCGCUGCUGCAAUGGGAUAUGUACUGCGCCACCCUCGUGACGUGGAGCUGGAUCGCGUACCUGUCGUACCAGACCAAGGGCGUUGGACGGGCUGUGUUGGACCUGGGGAGGUUGCUAGUGUGGAGUGCCAUCGUCGGGCCCGGCGGUGCGGCGUUGGCCGUUGUUUGGGGACGGGAUGUUGAGUUCCUGCAAAGCGGCGGCGGGAAAAAGAAGACCGGGUAA
Colletotrichum higginsianum IMI 349063 is the source of this 1110-nucleotide messenger RNA. RefSeq names its product FAD binding domain-containing protein. The transcript has 2 exons. The coding region runs from base 1 to 1110 and encodes 369 amino acids. The record is from RefSeq and is a predicted model, not a curated record. NCBI's taxonomy places the organism in Eukaryota, Fungi, Ascomycota, Sordariomycetes, Glomerellales, Glomerellaceae.